Messenger RNA from Penicillium brasilianum, 2496 nucleotides. Lineage: Eukaryota; Fungi; Ascomycota; Eurotiomycetes; Eurotiales; Aspergillaceae. The record is from the annotation of a GenBank genome assembly.
GCGGAGGUACUUCCCCCGGACACAUAUUCGAAGCCUCCCCCAUACUCUCUUGGGUCCUUCGAUUUGAACGUUAUGUUAUACUCAGCAUGAAUUAAUGCUUAGCUGCAAAUUACGAUGAGCAAUUUCAGCUGUGACUAAUUUGAUGCAAAUGGCCACGGGAACCCCCUCGUUUUGAAAUGGAGCGCAGCACGCCAGUUGUCGAAUCUUUGCUAUUUCAACCCAGUCAAGACGCAGAUCCGCUCCCACGACUUCCAGCAUGCCGAUUUUGUUACGCACGAAAAGCCAAGUGCGAUAACGCUCGGCCUAAGUGCAGCUUAUGCGUGAAACACAACGAGGAAUGUAUGACCCUGGGGCUGGACGAAAACGAGACUUUUAGUAGAAAGUAUAUUGGAGACCUUGAACAGGAGAUUAGAACGCUGGAAAGACAAACCCAGGCUUCUGACACAGACAGACCAAACCCGACUCUGUCUCAAGAUACCCAAGGCUCAAACCAGCUUCGGCAUAUAUCUCAACAAACCAACCCUAGAAUCCUUGCUCGCCAAGAAGACGGCCAUUCACCAAACUUUGUGGAAGGAGGCGGUAUCAGCUUCAUGCGACAUCUGGUAGCAGAUUCCGGAUGGCGUGAGCACGAUCCAACUUUGCUGCAAAACCUGACAAGGAAUCCUGGACCUGCCGAAGCCGGUAUUAAACCGCAUUCUCUUCCUCCAGCCGAACAGGGCCGGAAAAUCUUUGACAACUACCUGAAUGGGUCUCAUGUCCAGAAUCCAUUCUUCCUCCGGCGCGAAGUACAGAGGAUCUGCGACACUGUAUUUGGGUUUGACUUGGAGGGAAGCGAAAACGAGACUCAGAGCGGAUUGACCGGAUUGACCCAGCAUAUCUCAAACCAUGAUCUAUUUCGUGCAUUUAUGAUACUGGCGGUAGGAUCUGUGGUUCUGUAUCGCAAUGGGGUCAUCAAACAUCAUCCGUAUGGAUUCUAUCUCUCGGCGAUGAAGUAUCUCGAUGAUAGUUUACUUUCAAGGGGCUUGGAAUCAAUUCAAGAUUUACUGCUGGUGGGACGAUUUGCAAUCUACCAUCACAUAGGAACAUCUAUCUGGGAGAUCAUUCGUCUCUGCAUGCGCUUAUGUAUCGAACAAGGUCUCCAUAAACCACCUCCUUUGACUUCUAAAGAUAGUCUGUUGGAAGAACAGCUUCAACGAAGAGUUUUCUGGGAGUGUUACAUGAUCGACCGAUAUAGCUCGAUCACGUUGGACCGUCCGUGUGCUAUCGCGGACAAAUACAUUCGGAUUGGGUUUCCCGCUGACGCCAACGAUGAAGAACUAGAGGCCGUAGAUGUAUCUAAGUCUUUCCCUGACUUGGAUUCUUUCUGUGCAGCCUCAUCCAUCCAUUCGCCCUCGGACCGUGGGAACACCGAGAUGUCCGUUUUCUUUGCUUGCCUUCGACUUCGUCAAAUCACCUCCUCCAUUCACUCUAAAUUUGGCGACAAAGCAACUCCUACAACAAUACGACAUAAGGCUACGGCCAGAGGGGCUAUUUACGCUGAGCUGGAUCAGCUCUUGAGCGAACUACACGGAUGGCGCUGCACCACUCCUUCUUUCGAGAACCCACGGAGUUUGUACGAGAUGCAAGACUGGUACGAUCUGCUCUAUUUCAGAGAACGGCUACAGUUGGUGAGGAAGGCUAUCGACUUGGUCCCCAAGCAAAAUGGUAUUCCACCCCGGGACCUUUUGUCCCUCUGCUUACAAUGCGCAACUGGGGCCAUAACCGCUUUCUGGAAGCUUUUUGAGCCGAAAAAGAUCACAUUCACACGAAGUUAUUUUCAAAUGCUUUUUACCGCGGGGCUCUCGAUCAUGUACUGCCUGUCGGUCGUAAGCGAUUUUGAGGGAACCGAGGCUAAGGCUGGCACCGAGGCUGUGACAACCUGUGAGUACAUCUUGAAGAUGAUGGGUGUGAAUCUGUCAGAUGCAAAGCGUUAUGUUGCUGUCUAUGAGGCACUGCGUGGCUACGUCAUUCGCAAAUACAGUCGGCAUUUCCUGGGAGAUCCGCAACCCGGAGACAACAUUCUUGCUUCAACACAAAACGCCUACCAAACCUCUGCCUUAAACUUCGCUGCUUCUCGUAAUGAAAAAAAUACGGGCGAUAUAUCCAGCAGCCAAAUGCCAUCCCUCGGCGUUAUCGGCUUUACCAACCAUCACACAGUCCAGAGCUCAGCAGAAUUGCCGCUGCUCGAUACAGCAUUAGCCGAUCUUCCAAUCAUGCACGGCACAGACGAGUCUAUCUACAACGAUGCAACCAUAUCCGAUGGAUCCGUUCUAUCUUGGAAUAUCUUUGGGGACGAUUCCCUAUGGAACGUGGAAGCCGGUUUGAACGAAUAUGCGUAUGGGGACCCGCCAGCGACUUUGUACUUGGAAGAUCCUUUUGAUUUACAGAACAUCUUGUAAUAAGAAAUAGUACAUAUGGACUGUACAUAUUUAUAACACAGUUAAACCGCUCUUCGAC